AUGGCUAAGGAUUUUAGGCCUAUCUCUUGCUGCUCAGUGAUUUACAAGACAAUCACUAGAAUUUUAGCUACUAGAUUAGUUUUGUUCUUCUCUGACAUGAUAUCCCCUAACCAGUCAGCAUUUGUUAAUGGUGGAAACAUAGUUGAUAACACUUUGCUUGCCCAAGAAAUUAUAAGGGGAUACUCUAGGAAGAAUCUCUCUCCUAGAUGCACUAUUAAGAUAGAUUUGCAAAAUGCCUUGGAUUCAAUUGGUUGGGAUUUUUUUAUGACUGUUUUGGAAGCUAUGGCAAUGAAUGGUGUUUUCAGAUUUCAUCCUAAGUGCAAAAGAAUUCCCCUCACUUACUUAUGUUUUGCUGAUGACUUGCUUUUGUUCUGCCGUGGGUCUUUGGAUGCUAUGUUGGGAGUAGUUAGUACUCUUGAAAAGUUCUAUGAACUCUCAGGUCUUAAGUUGAAUGCUUUGAAGACUGAGUUGUUUGCUUGUGGAGUGGCUAGGGAUAAGCUGGAAAUGAUCCAAAUUGCUAUUGGUUUUAGGAUAGGCUUGCUUCCUGUUAGGUACCUUAGGGUGCCCUUGGUUACAUGUAAGCUCACAAGUAAGGACUGCUCGGCUUUACUUGUGAAAAUCAAAGGUAGGAUUGACAAAUGGUCUAGCAGGAAACUCAAUUUUGGGGGUAGAUUACAGCUUGUGAAGUCUUUUAUUUUCAGUAUUUUUGGUUACUGGUGCAGGCCGAUCAUAUUACCUAAGGGGGUUAUGAGGGAUAUUGAGAAGAUUUGCUUGAGGUUUUUCUGGAAGGACAGUGAUACUUCAGCAAGAGGGACUAAAGUUAGCUGGAAUCAGGUUUGCACCCUUAAAUAUGAGGGUGGUCUAGGCCUUAGGAAGCUGGCUGAUUGGAGCAAGGCUUGUUGUUUCAUGCUAAUUAAAAACAUUCUUGCGGGGGAGGGGUCCUUAUGGAUUGCUUGGGUGAAAACUUACUGUUUUAAAUCAGUACACUAUUGGGAGGUUGAUAGCAAAACUCACUUCAGUUGGAUUAUUUGCAAGCUGAUCAAGAUGAGGGAGGAGGCUAGAAGAUUUUUCAGUCCUAUGGUUAAUUUGUCACAGAUUAAUGGCAGAUGGAUUUGGGACAAUAUCAGAGAAAUGAGAGAAAAUGUGGACUGA
Messenger RNA from Hibiscus syriacus, 1152 nucleotides. RefSeq lists its product as uncharacterized. The transcript is spliced from 2 exons. Lineage: Eukaryota; Viridiplantae; Streptophyta; Magnoliopsida; Malvales; Malvaceae. Bases 1 to 1152 code for a protein of 383 amino acids. The record is from RefSeq and is a predicted model, not a curated record.